AUCGCCUGAAAUGAAAAAAACAUAUCGUGAUAUGAAAAAAUCUCAUAUCGCCCAGCUCUACUAUGUAGGCUGACGAUGUCUCCGCCCAGCCUUUUUUUGUGGGCCUGACCUGCAGCAUGUGUUGUUUUGUCAUUUAAAUAGGAGCUCGUGCUCAGCCAGGGGUGUUUUUUGGUUUGUUUUUUUUUGAGCUUGUAAGGAAGCGUGCUGGGACUGAUAGAAGAUGUGUGCUGCUGUGUAUGUCCUGUCAACGGUAACGGGCUACGUGCUCACCUCUGCCCUGCUGCUAAAAUGCCCAAAUCUGUUACAUCGAAAGAAGCGAGAGACUUUCGUCAGCAAGCACAUUUCUCACCGUGGAGGGGCAGGUGAAAAUCUGGAAAACACUAUGAUGGCUUUCAAGCACGCUGUGGAUGUCGGCACAGAUAUGCUGGAGCUGGACUGCCACCUGACAAAAGAUGAACAGGUAGUGGUUUCACAUGAUGGCGACUUGCAGAGGACCUGCGGCAUCGACACCAACAUCUCCGAUGUGACCUACGCUGAACUCCCUCCAUACCUCUGCAGGCUGGGUGUAACCUUUCAGCGAGAGUGCAUCUGCGAAGGAGGAGAGGACAAACGCAUCCCUCUCCUCAGGGACGUGUUUGACGCAUUUCCCAACACUCCUGUUAACAUUGACAUCAAGGUUAACAAUGACACGCUCAUCAAGAAGGUCUCUGAGCUGGUCGUGAAGUAUGACCGAGCGCAUCUGACUGUCUGGGGCAACGCCAGCAACCAGAUUGUGAGAAAGUGUUACAAAGAGAACCCUCAUAUUCCAGUGUUGUUCAGCUUGCCCAGAGUGUUGCAGCUGUUAGGCCUCUUCUACACCGGCCUCCUGCCCUUUGUUCCAAUCAAGGAGCAGUUCCUGGAGAUCCCCAUGCCCUCCAUUAUCACCAAACUACAGGAUCCCAGCAGGUUAACUAGAGGUCAGCGAUUUAUCGCCUGGCUGGCAGACACUUUGCUGAUGAGGAAAGCUCUUUUUGACCAUUUAACAGCUCGGGGAAUUCAGGUGUACAUUUGGGUGCUGAAUGACGAGGAUGACUUUCAGAGGGCGUUUGAUUUGGGAGCCACGGGAGUUAUGACAGAUUUUCCCACCAAGCUUAAAGACUUCAUGGACAGGAACAGCCUUUCCAAAGCGGAGUGACCUGCCAAAAUCUACCUCACCCCACCUGUCACCAGUGAUUAUCCUUCAGGGCCACUGACCUGCCAGACCAGCCCCCAACAUGCACCCGCUUUUACUGCAGGCAUUCCAGCACAGCUACUCUCACACUGUGUUUUACAGUCUGUAGGAACUCCAACAUGCUCUGUAUUAGGAACCGCGUGUUAUACAUGUAGUGGUAGCACAUACUCCUGUUUUUCAUUACUCAUACUAAACAGUGUGAUCAUAUUAGAUCUUGACUGAUCUUGGGCCCCGUCACAGAGACAGUAUAUCGCCACAGGCUUACAGAUUUUCUGAUAUGACUCAAAAUGAAAACGUAUUUGGGUAAUUUGGUUUACAAUCCUCUCAGCAAUGACUGCAGCAGAUGGCGGUGCAGUCAUGCGAUGUCUUCACAGUAAGUUGGUAAGUUACGACUGAAGUAUAUUUCGAAAAAGUUAAUAAGAAUUGUUGCCAUUAUAACACAAAUAUACUGCAUGCAUUUACAAUAUUUUAGAUGCAUAAAUGAUGAAAUCUGAAUGUUUUCUUUUAGUCACAAAAAAUCCUGGCUCAUUAUUAUUAGUAGGAGUAUUAUUAGAAUUAUCCAUGGUGCGUUCGCUUGCACACACAUGCACACACAUACCCAUAUAACAGUAUGAUAUUUCUGCUAGGAGCACACACUUAAUUGAAACCACUGAAUUUUUUUUUGCAAAGAGCUAAAAAUGCCACUGAAAUAUUGUGCUUUUAAGUUUUAUCAGUCUCAGAUGCCAUAAUAGAUUCAUGGUCCUUGACUUGACACUUUCUGUAAGGGUUUACUUGCGCAAACUCGAUCCUUUUUGAUGCUUUCAAGUUAGUUUGCAGAUGCAGCUCGAUGAUGUCAUGUUAUUUUCGACUUGUUUCAU
Haplochromis burtoni (Burton's mouthbrooder) is the source of this 2067-nucleotide messenger RNA. It is a transcript of the gene gdpd1, whose product is annotated as glycerophosphodiester phosphodiesterase domain containing 1. The record is from RefSeq and is a predicted model, not a curated record. The coding region runs from base 221 to 1174 and encodes 317 amino acids. NCBI's taxonomy places the organism in Eukaryota, Metazoa, Chordata, Actinopteri, Cichliformes, Cichlidae. The transcript is spliced from 11 exons. Gene Ontology annotation, molecular function: phosphoric diester hydrolase activity; phosphatidylcholine lysophospholipase A1 activity. Gene Ontology annotation, cellular component: endoplasmic reticulum membrane. Gene Ontology annotation, biological process: N-acylethanolamine metabolic process; glycerophospholipid catabolic process.